CAAAAAUCCAAUAUAUAUAGUGUGCUCUUCCACUCAUCUCCUUCCUCCCACUUUCCCCCACUCCCCAUUUCCAAAAAAUCUCUCUCCCUUGAAACAAUAUAAUAACAAUGGCUGAAGGAUUGGGUAUUCUUUGUCUCUUAUUAACCUUAGCCCUCCUCCUUCUCUUCUUCCUCCUGAUCCGUUCAGUUCCAAUGAUCAUCAGUCUGAAACCACUAUGCAAGUGUGAGAUCUGCAAGGCCUAUCUAACCUCAAGCUGGUCAUCCGACCACAAGAACCUCAUAGAUUGGUACUCUUACCUCCUAAACAAGUCCCCCUCUGGCACCAUUCACGUCCACGUCCUCGGCAACGUCAUAACCGGGAACCCCGUGAACGUCGAGCACAUACUCACCACCAAUUUCCACAACUACCCGAAAGGGGAACUGUUCUCGUCCAUCCUCGGAGACCUUUUGGGCCGAGGCAUAUUCGUCGUCGACGGGCACUCAUGGCUGUUCCAGCGUAAGCUGGCGAGCCGCGAGCUCGGCAGCGUCACCAUUCGAAGCUACGCUUUCGACAUCGUCACUGCCGAGGUCCGCCACCGCCUUCUGCCCCUAUUCUCGGCGUACGCCGGGAACGGGGACGUUAUGGACUUGCAGGAUGUGCUGAGGAGAUUCUCGUUUGAUAAUAUCUGUAAAUUCUCGUUCGGGAUGGACCCCGGUUGCCUGAACUUGUCGUCGCCGGUGUCGGACUUCGCCGCGGCCUUCGACCUCGCCUCCACUCUCUCCGCCCAGCGCGCAAUCAUUGCUUCCCCCAUCGUGUGGAAGGUAAAAAAGUUCUUGAACGUGGGGUCAGAGAAAAAGCUUAGAGAGGCCGUCAGAUUGGUUGACGAAUUAGCGGCGGCGCUGAUCAGACAAAAGAGGAAUUCCGGCGGCCGCGGCGGAGCUUCAGACCAAACAAACAAUCUUCUGUCGAGGUUCAUGAGGAACAUCAACGAUGAUAAAUUUCUGCGUGACAUCGUCAUCAGCUUCCUUUUGGCGGGAAGGGACACCAUUGCUUCUGCGUUGACUAGCUUCUUUUGGUUACUCUCAAAGCACAAGGAAGUCAGGGAUAGGAUUCGGGCCGAGUCUGGUCGGGUAAUGGAACCCGACCAGCAGCUGCCCACGUACCAGCAAAUCCGAGACAUGCAUUACCUCACGGCAGCGGUCCACGAGAGCAUGCGGCUCUACCCGCCGGUGCAAUUCGACUCCAAGAUUUGCGCCGACGACGACACGCUGCCCGACGGGACAUUCGUCCGUAAGGGGGCUCGGGUUACGUACCAUCCGUACGCAAUGGGACGGAUGGAGUCGAUUUGGGGGCCCGACUGUCGCGAGUUCAAGCCCGAAAGGUGGCUUGAAAAUGGAGAUUUCAGGCCCGAAUGCCCAUUCAAGUACCCGGUUUUUCAGGCCGGGCCUAGGGUUUGUUUGGGCAAAGACAUGGCAUUGGUGGAGAUAAAGAGUGUUGCAGUGGCAGUGAUCAGGGCUUUUGAUGUGGAAGUCGUUGCUUGCGAGCCAAGUCAAACUCUAAGAUACGCCCCUGGUUUAACGGCCACCGUGAGAGGUGGACUUCCGGUGAUAAUCAAGUGUAAACAAUCCUAAAGGGGGCCGGGGCUGAAAAAUAUAUUUUGCGGGUGUAAAAAAUUAAAAUAAAAUUUCAAACAUACUCGUAUAUUUUCAUACGUAGUAGUUUAUUGGUAUUUGUACAUGUGUUAUGUGUAUAUCCUAGCUAGAUGAAACACUUGAGGGGACCAUAAUAUCCCUAGCUUCACCACUGUAAAAAUUAAGUCAUUUAAUGUUUGUA
Messenger RNA from Cuscuta epithymum, 1812 nucleotides. The record is from the annotation of a GenBank genome assembly. Lineage: Eukaryota; Viridiplantae; Streptophyta; Magnoliopsida; Solanales; Convolvulaceae.